Messenger RNA from Solanum dulcamara, 1838 nucleotides. Its product is annotated as metacaspase-3-like. The transcript has 5 exons. The record is from RefSeq and is a predicted model, not a curated record. Lineage: Eukaryota; Viridiplantae; Streptophyta; Magnoliopsida; Solanales; Solanaceae. Gene Ontology annotation, biological process: proteolysis. Gene Ontology annotation, molecular function: cysteine-type endopeptidase activity. The coding region runs from base 177 to 1280 and encodes 367 amino acids.
UACUGAUAUUUUCGAUAGGAUCAAAACUGUCCAUUGAUUGAUUUCGACCACACCAGCGUUUGAACUCCUUUUCAAACAACGUGUAAUUAAACCAUCAUAUUUCCAUCCUAUAUAAAUCUUGAUCGAUCCUCUCAAAUUAAUCAAAACAAACCCUCACUUUGAUCACCCUUCACAUAAUGGACAGGAGAAGAUGCAAAUGCCAGCGGUGCGGCAUGAAUAUGGCAGCUCCCAUCGGAGCACAAACAAUUAGCUGUCCAAGAUGUCAAUCUGUUACACAACUCCAACCUGCAAGAAACAAUGGCUUUGCUAAUUUCCCCCCUGCCAACAACAAUAUGCGCCCCGGACUUCCAGCUUAUCCUGCAAGGGCAAGAAGAUUGAGUCCAAAUGCUAAUAAUAAUUUCCAGCCCCAACAAUUCAACCGCCCUAUGUCACCGCAGAUUAAUAAUAUCCGAGCUCCUGCGGUACAUGGACGAAAACGAGCAGUUCUGUGCGGAAUUAAUUACCGUGGCCAUCCAAAGAGUCUUAAGGGAAGCAUUAAUGAUGUUCUAUCCAUGAGAUAUUUUCUGGUUGAGAAGUUGGGGUUCCCAAAUGCAUCAGUAAUUGUCCUUACAGAGGAUGAGAAAGAUCCAUACAAAUACCCAACCAAGGCCAAUAUCAGAUCAGCCUUACGUUGGCUUGUUCAUGGUUGUCGACCAGGAGAUUCACUAGUGUUCCACUACUCUGGUCACGGGGCACGAGUACGAGACCGCGAUGGUGAUGAGAUUGAUGGGCAUGAUGAAUCAUUAUGCCCUGUUGAUUAUGAGACAGAAGGAAGGAUACUAGAUGAUGAGAUCAAUAGUACCAUUGUAAGGCCUUUACCCCCAGGAGCCAGACUUCAUGGCAUAAUUGAUGCAUGCUACAGUGGAACUUUCCUAGAUUUGGCCUUUGUCUGCAGAAUAAAAAACAGGGCAGGAUACUCUGAGUGGGAAGACCACCGGAUCGGCUCUUACAAAGGUACCAGCGGCGGAACAGCUUUCUCUAUCAGUGCCUGUGACGACCAUCAAAGUUCUGGAGAUACAACGGCAUUCACAGGCAUUCCAAUGGGUGCCCUGACUUAUAGUUUCAUCCAAACGUUGGAGCAAGAGACUAAAUUGACUUAUGGAAGGUUAAUUAUGAGUAUGCAUAAUAAGAUUCGUGAAGCACAGAAAGGACUAGGCCUUAAUGGUGCAAAUGAAACUCAGGAGCCUCAAUUAUCCUCGUCUGAGCCGUUUGAUAUACACGCCAAGGUGGUGGCUAUAUAGGAACUUAACAACUCCAUCUUGAAUACGGCUUCCCUCCCCAUCACGAGUAGAUUUACUCGUAGUAUUGUUCUGGUGUGAAUCCUAAUCGUAUAUUUUUGUUAUGUUUACUUAAUCAAUAUCGCUGAAAAACUUCCAGAUGGAAAUUUGCUCGGUCAGCUUGUCUACAGCUACAUAUUGUCACAUCCUUUAUGUCGUGAAUUUGCAGCAGAGCUUGUUAUUUCGAACAGGGCAUGGAAGAUAAUUGAACCACAUGAACAAUAGGAAAUUAAAAGAAGCACUCUUUUACAUGAAGGCUUGAAAUCACCACAUGCCUGUUGUUAUCCUAUAAAGAAUUUUCGACAUAACUUAAGUAUCAAGGGAUGUUUCUAUAUUGAUAUAUCACAAAAUGGAGUACUCGAAUAAUAAAACUUCAAAAUAUUAGAAAACUAGAAGAGAAGUCAAUGUAAUCUGCAGGAAAGAACAUUUGAGGCCUGAUAUUAAGUAAACUACUCUUCUCAAUUUACUGUAACUUGGAACACUUUAUAAAUACUACGGUUUUACAUGGACCGAGUUGGUUCG